AAGAAACCCAUGCUGGUUUUUGCUCGUCUGAAAAAUGAGGACUCAGUGGAAAUUGAAGUUAGGCUUGGGCCAGAGGUUUCAGCCGAGAGUGACUUCGGCCACAAGAUGGCACUGACCUGCAAACAAAGGAGGAACCACGGUGGCGCUGACUUUUUAAAAGCACUGUGAAAUCGCGUCGCCUUCCCGGAGUCAAAGGCUCUGCGGGGAUGAAGGCUCGCUUUCCUCCGCACGGGUUUGAGCAGGAGAAAUCGCGGCUGAUCUUUGCCGCUCUCCCUGCCCGCCCCAGGACAGCUUUCCCGCUUUCACAAACGGCCGAAACAGACGAAUUCAGGGGACGCUUCUUUUUGGAAUGGUUAAUGAUGGACCGCGCUGGAUUGGGUGGACUCCAGGAGAACGUGGUUUAUCACGGUGUCCAGCUGAUCCCCAGUGGAAGUAAACCUACACAAUUUUCUUUAUUGUCCUCACAUAAGAAAGAAAUAUAAUUCAGUUUCUUAAUACAGCCACAAUAAUCUCUAAAUUAACGUUGCUCCGUUCAUGGGAAUGAAGAACUUAGAGUAAUUUUGGCAAAUGGAUCCCAGCAAGGAGAAGAGGAAUAGGCCAAACAGUUAAAAUGCUUUGAAGAAGCCUAUUGUGCAUCUGUCUAAUCUGUAGCAACAAAACCAAUCAAAAUGAAUUCAACAUUAUUUUCCCAGGUUGAAAAUCAUUCAAUUCACUAUAAUUUGUCAGAGAAGAAUGCCCCAUUUUUUGCGUUUGAAAAUGAUGAUUGUCAUCUGCCCUUGGCUGUGAUAUUUACCUUAGCUCUUGCCUAUGGAGCUGUGAUCAUUCUUGGCAUCUCUGGAAACCUGGCUUUGAUCUUAAUCAUCUUGAAACAAAAGGAGAUGAGAAAUGUCACCAACAUCCUGAUCGUGAACCUUUCCUUCUCAGACUUGCUCGUUGCCAUCAUGUGUCUCCCUUUCACUUUUGUCUACACGCUAAUGGACCACUGGGUCUUUGGUGAGACGAUGUGUAAACUGAACCCUUUUGUGCAGUGCGUUUCAAUCACCGUGUCCAUUUUCUCUCUGGUCCUCAUCGCUGUGGAACGACACCAGCUGAUAGUCAACCCCCGAGGAUGGAGACCAAACAACAGACAUGCUUACAUAGGAAUUGCUGUCAUCUGGGUCCUUGCUGUGGCUUCUUCUCUGCCCUUCCUGAUCUACCAAGUGCUGACUGAUGAGCCAUUUCAGAAUGUAACACUGGAUGCGUUCAAAGACAAGUUGGUAUGCUUUGAUAAAUUUCCGUCGGACUCUCACAGGCUGUCUUACACUACUCUUCUCUUGGUGCUGCAGUACUUUGGUCCCCUCUGCUUUAUAUUUAUAUGCUACUUUAAGAUAUACAUUCGCUUGAAAAGGAGAAACAACAUGAUGGACAAGAUGAGAGACAAUAAGUACAGGUCCAGUGAAAGCAAAAGAAUCAACGUCAUGCUGCUGUCCAUCGUGGUAGCGUUUGCGGUCUGCUGGUUGCCUCUUACCAUCUUUAACACUGUGUUUGAUUGGAAUCACCAGAUCAUUGCCACGUGCAACCACAACCUGUUAUUCCUGCUGUGCCACCUCACAGCAAUGAUAUCCACUUGUGUCAACCCCAUAUUUUAUGGAUUCCUGAACAAAAACUUUCAGAGAGACCUGCAGUUCUUCUUUAACUUUUGUGAUUUCCGGUCUCGGGAUGAUGACUAUGAGACAAUAGCCAUGUCCACCAUGCACACGGAUGUGUCAAAGACUUCUUUGAAGCAAGCAAGCCCAGUUGCAUUUAAAAAAAUCAACAGUGAUGAUAAUGAAAAAGUCUGAAAGUGCCUGGAGCAUAUGGUCUCACUGACAUCUAUUUGAAAGCAAGGACAGCGUGCCGCAUACUUGCAUUACCUGUUCUCCCAAGGAAUGUGGCUGAAAUCAUUUGAGAAAGAUCAAGAGUUUCUUAUCUUGCCUUUUACUGCUUUUGUCAUGGUUGUCAUUAUUACAUUUGGAACAGAAUGUGUGGGCUUUGGACUCUCCUGGCAAUGGUUAUAACCAGAUUUCUUUGAAGUGCUUUUCAUGAAAUUAUGCACAUAAUAUAUAGAUUUGGAGACUGUAUUUAUUGGAAAGAAAUUUCUUGGAAGUAUUACUAUAAACUGACUUCAGAAGCACUAGCCUUCUUAAACUUGCCUUAUAUUGGGACAUCUUGAUUAGAGUGUCACUGCAUUUGGUCACCCUCAUGAAUGAGAGAUAUCAUUUUAGUCUGUUACAGAGGUGACAGCAUGCAAAAGCUAUAGUAAGAAUGUGGAACCCAAAGAGAAUCAAGUUAUUCUGGAAUGAUUGUCCUUUUUUUCUAAUGUUAAGAGAGGACUUAAUUUUCUUCUUCUGAUUCUCAUGUAAGAUGAAAAUGUAUCAAAAUGCUUCUUAGCUGUGAAUAACAUGGGGAAUUAGACCACCCACAAGUAAGUGGGAAAUCAGUUCCCUGAUUUCCAAACUAUUUUGGUACCUGACAACCAAAGCAUUUCAGAGUAAUUAGUUUAAUAAAUAAAUUAGCAUUGCUGCAAGUAAAGUAUAUUUAUCUGAAUUGAUAGUCAAGAAGUUUCCUAUCCUUUACAGACUGUUCAGUGUUUGUCAAACUUUCUGACACCAUCAUGUAACUCAAAAGGCAUUUUCAGCUUUGCAACAUGUAGAAAUGCAAAUGGUAUUUUCUAUACAGCAGUACCUACAUGCAAAUUAUUGUUAACCUUCACCAACCAUCUUUCAAAGGAAAGAAUACAAAGGGACAAUGUUUUAAAAAAAAUGUUCACUCCAGCUAGCAGGAAUAGAUACCUGAAAACUUCCUGUAGCUUAUGUUACUUUGCAUAAACUGUGUGACUUGUGGAAUCUUAUAAACCAUGUACUAUAUAGAGUAAUGAGUAGUUGUGUGCAAAACCUUAAUUUCAUGUAUCUCGUAAUCAUGAUUGAGCCUCAUAAUGUUUUCAAGAAAAGACAUUUUGAAGAACAAGAUAUAUCUUCAAUGUAUUAUACAAAGUAUUAAAUGUGUUUGAUUUCUGAAGGGCAAGCACUUUCUUCAUUAAAAUUGUUUUUGCUUUUUCUGAAGAGUCGCUAA
Chinchilla lanigera (long-tailed chinchilla) is the source of this 3090-nucleotide messenger RNA. RefSeq names its product neuropeptide Y receptor Y1 (gene Npy1r). Gene Ontology annotation, molecular function: neuropeptide Y receptor activity; neuropeptide binding. Gene Ontology annotation, cellular component: neuron projection; plasma membrane. The transcript is spliced from 7 exons. Gene Ontology annotation, biological process: G protein-coupled receptor signaling pathway. Bases 669 to 1820 code for a protein of 383 amino acids. The record is from RefSeq and is a predicted model, not a curated record. NCBI's taxonomy places the organism in Eukaryota, Metazoa, Chordata, Mammalia, Rodentia, Chinchillidae.